Nilaparvata lugens (brown planthopper) is the source of this 3905-nucleotide messenger RNA. RefSeq names its product VWFA and cache domain-containing protein 1. Lineage: Eukaryota; Metazoa; Arthropoda; Insecta; Hemiptera; Delphacidae. The transcript has 19 exons. Bases 407 to 3661 code for a protein of 1084 amino acids. Gene Ontology annotation, molecular function: voltage-gated calcium channel activity. The record is from RefSeq and is a predicted model, not a curated record. Gene Ontology annotation, cellular component: voltage-gated calcium channel complex.
CAAUACACACACACAGCACACACAGUGCAUAAACGAUUUCAAGAGCAUGCUCCAAGCAGUAGCUCAUUUAAUUUUUAAUUUUUCUGUUCAGUCUUAUUAGUUAUUUUAGGUUUCUUUCUCGUUCAUAUAAUUGAGGAAGAGUAUGGACUCAUUUUUGUGACAGUUAAUAUUGGAGUUAUAGCUCUUUUUGCUUGUUGCAUAAUUGAAAUGUCGGUUUAGGCCCACACGGUUUUCCAAACAAUCUUUGCUAAUUUCAGUUGAUAUUAAGGACUUAUAACAUUUGUAUUCGGAAUCUUAUUAUGUUCUACUCUCGCUUUUAUGGUACUUGAACUUGAUAUUGAACGUUAUUGAGUACAUGUGUUGGGUAUCAUGAGUUAGUGCAUCAGAACUUGUAUCAUACUUCAAAAUGAAUCUGUUUCUUAUUCUUGUAUUUGGACUUUGUGCCAGUUCUAAUUGCUCUGUACAUGGCAGCCUCAUGAAUAACUCACAGGCAACCUCUUCAGAGCAGCAUGCCUUUCUCAAAAAAGCAGCCAAAAAUAUUGGGAACGCCUUGGUUGAACUGGGAGAAGAUGAAUUAGUCACAUUGAAAACACAGAAAAUGUACAACUUGGCUGAGUACAAACCAAGGACUUACAAUGAAGAAACACAACUGAAGAAGAUAUCAACAAAAAUUUCUAAGAAGAUUGAAAGUGUGAUAGUUCCUCUGCAAGAAACAUCAGCAGAAAUUUAUGAUUUCAUGGCAAAUUUAACAGAGAAACCGCAUUUUGAUCAACCUUGUCUGAUGAAAGUCAAACUUUUAAUCGACCCAAGUCUGCCAGUUUAUUUGUCAGCACGUCCUCUCAAUCUCACUGAAGUUUUCAAGAAGAACUACGAUCGCAACCCUGCGAUAAGAUGUCAGUACCUGAUCCCAAGUCCUGAUUUCGCGGAAAUGACACAUGUGUAUGAAACGGCCACAUCGUACAGUGAAUGCAACCGAAAUGAUGACCCAGAUUAUGAGAAUACGUACUUGAGAAGCAUGGAGAAAAAACCUAAGAGAAUCAUUUUGAUGAUCGAUGUGGGAAGCUCCUUGAGUAUGAAUCAACUUGAUACAGCAAAACGAGUUGCGAGACACAUUAUCUCGUCUCUGACAGAUGUGGAUCGUAUUGGAUUGAUUACUGUCAACGAAAAUACUACGUCGGUUUUCAACGAUUUCUGUAAGAAAAAUUCUAUGGUCCAAGCUACAAGCGGCUCCAAACGACUCAUGUGGAGACUCCUCAAUUCCCUUGAAAUAUCAAAAGGCGCUACAAAUCACACAAUCGGAUUCCAAAUGGCGUUCAGGCUUCUGAAUGAGACAGAACAUCAGCUUGGUAAAAGUGAGGAUGCAACCAUUGUUUAUGUCAGCAAGGGUCUUCUAUCACCACUCAAUGAACUCAAAUCACUUCUUGAUGUCAUCGCCCAAGGACAGCAAAAUGUUUCUGCCAGAGUUGUCAUCAACACAUGUCGCUUAGUUGAUGAUGAAAAACCGUUACUGUUUGAUAAAAUACUGAUGGACGUUGCGAAGCAAAAUUUCACAAAACAUAACAUUUCAUUCGAUGUAUCAAAAAAGAGCAUGCCUGUUGCUGGUGUGAUGGUAUCAGUCAGCUCAGAUUCAAAUGUCGACUGGGUCGUCAGGCGCCUCAUAACAUCAAAUUAUUCAACAAAUACCGACCAAUUCACGUUUUCACUCCCGAAAUGGGAUGGAAAUGCUCUGACCAUGACUGUUUCUACUAAAGUAUUUUUGGACUCCGGACUACUGGGUGUGGUAGGCUUGGACGUAUACUUGGAAGACAUCACAGAGGACAUAGUAUACUAUCACCAAAACAGCAGAUCAUAUGUGUUUCUCAUCGAUACAAAUGGUUAUGUUAUGAUGCAUCCGUAUUUGAAACAAUCAAGAUACUUGAGUCUUAUGACACCUGAGAAGAGCACUGUGGUUAUUGACAUAAAUAGUUUUGAGAUGGAGGAAGGAUUUGAGCUUUUGAAAAAUGUCAUAUUGAAAAUCCCAAAAGGAGUGCGGCAACUUAAUUUCUCAAAGAGUCGUAAAAGGAUCCAGUAUGUUUGGCAAAAAGUUUCCAACAGUCCUUUCAUUGUUGUGGUAGUGAGCGAUUUAUCGAAAAAGCCUCUUGGUGUCUACAACUCCAAUACUACCAUCCAAGGCUCCAAACUGGUGCACAAUCUGUAUUAUUUAGUCAACUCCAAACCAUCGCAUCCGAGAAACAAAUCCAAUGAACACAACAUCUGCAGAUACAUGAAUCAGCUGACAUUUUCCAAUGCGAGCAGCCUAUUCCUAUCUGCUUGGGUGUACCAGUCACCGUUCAGAUACCUGAGGUCACCAGAAACGAACCUCAUCAAUUACUCAGCCUACCUCAACGACGUGACCAAACCGUUCGGAAAGCACGGAUUCAGAGAUGACGGAAUCCAGUAUGACAUUUUGGCCUUGAUGAAAAUACUCGAAGAAUGGGAGAAGAACAUUGUUAAGAGUAAGCUGAGUAAAUAUGUGGUGAGGAAGUACGUGGCGACUGGUAGUGGAUUGCUGGUCGUUUUCCCUGGAUCAGUGAUUGAGCAUAAUCUGGAUCCGGUUCGGAGAUCUUGGUUCUCACGCGCUGUCAAAAAUCCGGAGAAAAUCAUACUGAGUGCGCCAUAUCUGGAUGCUGGCUGGGCGGGCUAUAUUGUUACCUACAGUCAAAAACUUGUCUACCACCUGAAAGCGAGCCAUGUUACUCCGACAACUGUAGUCAUGGCCAUGGACUUGACUCUGGGAUAUUUUUACACACUCCUUCUAGACAACUUGCCGUUUUGCACAUUGAACGAUAUAAGAAACGUGGGGAGUGAAGGAGAAAUCAAAUGCUUCCUAAUGGAUGAUAAAGGCUACAUCCUGUCUCAUCCGAACCCAAUGGCAAGAUCCAAACUGAAGAAAUCUAAAAUUCCCAAUGAAGGUCUACACAUCACUCAUAAGUCGUAUCCCUUAGUCGCCAGUGACAUUCUCAAUCAUGAGGGCUUCGUUAAGAAAUUGCUGUGUACGGACUAUGCCACCAACACAAUCCAACGCUAUUACAAGUUCAACACAAGUCUGUCAGACGUAUUAAUCAACAAGAUAUCUGGUGAACAAUGUGUUCGCUACCAAAUUGUAUCCAUUCCUGGCACCAAUAUCUUCUUGGGGGUCGUUAAUACCACUUGUCAGCCAACGGCGUUUUGUCCUUGCAGCACGCUUGAUCGACAGUGCAUGAACUGUAACCGUAUGGCGCAGACUGACUGCGAAUGUCCGUGUGAAUGCUCCGUUGAUGUGGAUGUGUGUCUUAGUAAGUCUUACCAGAAAGCUGCUCCGCCAUGUCCCAAUUAUGCCGAACCAUUCCCUCCUGGCAUCAAACCUAGUUCCUACUACUCACUUUUGGCCAAAGUCGAACCAUGCACCAACUUUGACUGCAAACGUUUCACCAAUUACAAAGACUGCAUGGGAACUGUGGGUUGCGAAUGGUGCACUACUGAUCAGGAUGGAUUUACACCUUUAACUCACCCACAAUGCACCGUUCAAGCUGUCUGUUUCAAUGGCAUCAGAAACUCGCAUUUCCCGUACGGAAGCACGAUAAGCGGCGCAUAUGUCUCGUGGGUGAACAGUGAAAAGAAUUCCACAUCGAAUCAUUGCUAAUUCUUCUAGUCAUUAUUGCGAUACUGUUCUCACUGGCACUCAUGAGCUACUGCUACUUGAACAGAGCGCAAAUCAAUCACAUGGAUAAUAAUCAGCAAUUGAAUAUAUAUACCGCUGACAGGAGAUAUAUAAAAUUCUCUGAAGAGCCGUCUACAGAUCACAACAACGUGCUACUGCAAAGUGGUGUGCAAGAGGUGGUGAAUGACGUGGGCUCUAUCGCCCAAUCGCCCUACAGCAACACUAU